UUUUGAAGACACUCAGGCUACUUCCAAUUCAAGCACGCACAAUGAUUUACUAAGUGAGCCAGUUUUGUUUCUUACUGAUGAUGUAGAUUAUAAUGAAAUAUUACUUAAUGAAAACCAGGAAGAGAGUUUCAUGUCAAUAAGUAGCAGAUUAAGCAGUGCACCAAGCCAUACUCCAAGCAUUAAUAAUACUCUGGCAAAACAUAGAAAGAUAGCUGCUGUACAUAAUUAUAUUAUUGAACAAUCUGAUGGCUCAACAGUUUGUAAAAUAUGUCGUGUUCACUUUGGAAAGAAGACUGCAAUAUCAAUAAUGACUCGACAUUUUGAUGCAAAACAUCAUAGUACUUAUCUUGUAAUGAAUCAGCGCCCUCUAGAUAUCCAACACUUCCACCCAUAUGAACACAAAGAUCAAGCAAAAGUCGAUGAUAUCAACAAGAAGUUUAUACAUUGGAUUGUCACAUAUCAAAUGUCAUUCAUGCUUACAGAUAGCAAGUGGUUUAAAACUUUUGUUAGUGCACUUAAUAAAAGAUAUACACUUUCUUGUCAACAAAUAAUUGCAAAAUGA
Molecule: messenger RNA, 562 nt
Organism: Ambispora gerdemannii
Lineage: Eukaryota; Fungi; Glomeromycota; Glomeromycetes; Archaeosporales; Ambisporaceae
Source: the annotation of a GenBank genome assembly